Homo sapiens (human) is the source of this 1947-nucleotide messenger RNA. RefSeq names its product CD300 molecule like family member f (gene CD300LF). Lineage: Eukaryota; Metazoa; Chordata; Mammalia; Primates; Hominidae. Gene Ontology annotation, cellular component: plasma membrane. The record is from RefSeq and is a predicted model, not a curated record. The coding region runs from base 152 to 1168 and encodes 338 amino acids. The transcript has 9 exons.
AGUUUGUUCCUGCUGCCAGGCUCCACUGAGGGGAACGGGGACCUGUCUGAAGAGAAGAUGCCCCUGCUGACACUCUACCUGCUCCUCUUCUGGCUCUCAGAACCACUAGAAAUCAUUAGGACCACCAGGACAGCCUCUCCACAGCCAUCUGAUGUGGCUGCCUCAGCUCGACCUCAUGAGGGUCAUCAGUGCUAAGAGUCAAGGCUACUCCAUUGUCACUCAAAUCACCGGUCCAACAACAGUGAAUGGCUUGGAGCGGGGCUCCUUGACCGUGCAGUGUGUUUACAGAUCAGGCUGGGAGACCUACUUGAAGUGGUGGUGUCGAGGAGCUAUUUGGCGUGACUGCAAGAUCCUUGUUAAAACCAGUGGGUCAGAGCAGGAGGUGAAGAGGGACCGGGUGUCCAUCAAGGACAAUCAGAAAAACCGCACGUUCACUGUGACCAUGGAGGAUCUCAUGAAAACUGAUGCUGACACUUACUGGUGUGGAAUUGAGAAAACUGGAAAUGACCUUGGGGUCACAGUUCAAGUGACCAUUGACCCAGCAUCAACUACAGCGUCGACUCCUGCCCCCACCACGCCUACCUCCACUACGUUUACAGCACCAGUCACCCAAGAAGAAACUAGCAGCUCCCCAACUCUGACCGGCCACCACUUGGACAACAGGAUCCCCAGGAGUGAGGGUUCCCAGGCUGCAAACUACAGACCUGCAGCUCAUCAGGGGACGCUUGCCAUUGUUUCUAGGCACAAGCUCCUGAAGCUCAGUGUCCUCCUGCCCCUCAUCUUCACCAUAUUGCUGCUGCUUUUGGUGGCCGCCUCACUCUUGGCUUGGAGGAUGAUGAAGUACCAGCAGAAAGCAGCCGGGAUGUCCCCAGAGCAGGUACUGCAGCCCCUGGAGGGCGACCUCUGCUAUGCAGACCUGACCCUGCAGCUGGCCGGAACCUCCCCGCAAAAGGCUACCACGAAGCUUUCCUCUGCCCAGGUUGACCAGGUGGAAGUGGAAUAUGUCACCAUGGCUUCCUUGCCGAAGGAGGACAUUUCCUAUGCAUCUCUGACCUUGGGUGCUGAGGAUCAGGAACCGACCUACUGCAACAUGGGCCACCUCAGUAGCCACCUCCCCGGCAGGGGCCCUGAGGAGCCCACGGAAUACAGCACCAUCAGCAGGCCUUAGCCUGCACUCCAGGCUCCUUCUUGGACCCCAGGCUGUGAGCACACUCCUGCCUCAUCGACCGUCUGCCCCCUGCUCCCCUCAUCAGGACCAACCCGGGGACUGGUGCCUCUGCCUGAUCAGCCAGCAUUGCCCCUAGCUCUGGGUUGGGCUUGGGGCCAAGUCUCAGGGGGCUUCUAGGAGUUGGGGUUUUCUAAACGUCCCCUCCUCUCCUACAUAGUUGAGGAGGGGGCUAGGGAUAUGCUCUGGGGCUUUCAUGGGAAUGAUGAAGAUGAUAAUGAGAAAAAUGUUAUCAUUAUUAUCAUGAAGUACCAUUAUCGUAAUACAAUGAACCUUUAUUUAUUGCCUACCACAUGUUAUGGGCUGAAUAAUGGCCCCCAAAGAUAUCUGUGUCCUAAUCCUCAGAACCUGUGACUGUUACCUUCUGUGGCAGAAAGGGACAGUGCAGAUGUAUGUAAGUUAAGGACUUUGAGAUAGAGAGGUUAUUCUUGCUGAUUCAGGUGGGCCCAAAAUAUCACCACAAGGGUCCUCAUAAGAAAGAGGCCAGAAGGUCAAAGAGGUAGAGACAAAGUGAUGAUGGAAGUGGACGUGGGUGUGACGUGAGCAGGGGCCAUGAAUGCCGCAGCCUUCAGAUGCCAGAAAGGGAAAGGAAUGGAUUCCCCUGCCUGGAGCCUCCAAAAGAAACCAGCCCUGCCCACGCCUUGACUUGAGCCCAUUGAAACUGAUCUUGAGCUCCUGGCCUCCAGAAUUGCAGGAGAAUAAAUUUGUGUUGUUUUUAAUGA